AGCACAGUGCGUCCAAAACCCCAUUUUGUCUAUUUAUAUAAUUUGAGAGAGAGGGAGAGAGGGGAGAGGGCAGACUGCAGAUUUAUGAAGAAGUUAUAGGGUUUUUGCCUUCUGGAAGCUGAUUGAUGGAGUAUUUGGGAUUUUAGGAGCCGAUUGAUGAAGAAGAAAAUCGGGAGGAGUGGUAGAAGGGAGAGGAGGGGCAAAAUGAAGGGAGCAGUAGCAAAGCACUUGAGUGUUCAGCUAGGGCAAGUCUCUCUGCUGGCAUUUGAACAUCAAAAGUUCUGUGCAUCAGCCAAACCCUAUCAAUUUCAGACCCUUCUGGACUCUGAAGCGUCAGAAGCCGUGCAACCUAACGUCCUCGCUUCUUCAUCUGUCGACAUUGACGCUGAUGUUGAUGUCAAUGCGGAGGAUAAGGAGUUCAUCCUCAGUCAAGACUUCUUCUGCACUCCUGAUUAUAUCACUCCAGAUGGUCAAUAUAUGUCCAACAGUUUGGAUUGCAAUAUGGAUAUUCCUUGCCCCAAAUCACCGGAUAAACUAAACACAGUAAAGAACAAAAGACUUAGACAGGAUGGAAUGUCAUCAAAUUCUUUACUACCUUGCCAUGACCAAGCAGUUGAGCUUUCAGAAGACACUUCUGGAGCAGAUGAAAUCAAGAUAGAAAAAGCAAUGCCAUCUGGAUUGCAGAAACCGAAUUAUGUUUCACAAUCUGCUGUUGCUUUACGCUGUCGUGUUAUGCCCCCUCCUUGCAUAAAAAAUCCUUAUCUAGAAGAUGCUUCUGAAACUGAUAUAGAUCCUUUUGGAAGCCGAAGAUCAAAAUGCACAGGUUUUUUCUCAGAAAUUGUUGGUGGAGAUGGCCUUUCACGAUACCGUUCAGAUUUCCAUGAGAUUGAGCAAAUUGGUGAUGGGAACUUCAGCCGUGUCUUUAAAGUCUUGAAGAGAAUUGACGGUUGCAUGUAUGCAGUGAAGCAUAGCACAAGGCAAUUAUAUCAAGAAACAGAUAGGAGAAAAGCAUUGAUGGAGGUUCAAGCUUUGGCAGCUUUAGGUAAUCAUGAAAACAUUGUUGCAUACUACAAUUCUUGGUUUGAAAAUGAGCAACUCUACAUUCAGAUGGAACUCUGCGGUCACAGCCUCGCUAUUCGAAAAUCAACUCCAUUACUAAUGGAGGGGGAGGUGUUGAGGGUUAUGCAUCAGAUUGCCAAGGCUUUGCAGUUUAUACAUGAGAGAGGAAUAGCUCACCUAGAUGUAAAACCUGACAAUAUUUAUGUGAAGACUGGUGUUUAUAAGCUUGGUGACUUUGGUUGUGCAACCCUCCUUAAUAGGAGUUUACCAAUUGAGGAGGGUGAUGCACGAUAUAUGCCUCAAGAAAUCCUGAAUGACAACUAUGAUAAUCUUGACAAGGUUGAUGUCUUCUCCUUGGGGGUGUCCAUUUAUGAGCUUAUUCGAGGCUCACCACUUCCAGAAUCAGGCUCUCAAUUUUUUAAUAUCAGGGAGGGGAAGCUGCCACUCCUUCCCAGCUACUCUCUGCAAUUUCAGAAUUUACUCAAGGUUAUGGUAGACCCUGAUCCUAUUCGGCGGCCCUCUGCCAAAGAAAUAGUUGAAAAUCCAGUUUUCGAUCAGGUUUCUAGAAAUGCAAGAACCAAGUAAAUGCACUGCAUCACAGUCCUAAUGAUCAGAUUAAGACAAGGAGGGAACAGGAAGAAGCAUAUGAAUGGCUCAAUUUUGUAAUGACAGCCCUCUCUAAUAUAUAUGAUCUCUAUGUGCAUGUACCAGUUUUGUCCUUCAGCAUGGUGCAUAUGGUUUUGUAAAAUUUGUAAGGUUAAGAAAGGCUGUCUUUUUAUUUAUUUAUUUUUCUGUAAAAUGUACUAAAGCAUUACUUAUGACACAAGUUCUUUGCAUUCACCAGAUGCCUC
Molecule: messenger RNA, 1910 nt
Organism: Malania oleifera
Lineage: Eukaryota; Viridiplantae; Streptophyta; Magnoliopsida; Santalales; Ximeniaceae
Product: wee1-like protein kinase
Exons: 10
Coding region: 157-1644 (495 amino acids)
Biological process (GO): protein phosphorylation
Molecular function (GO): ATP binding; protein kinase activity
Source: RefSeq, a predicted model, not a curated record